AGGAUCACACAAGGUCCCGGGGGCACGUGCUGUAGGGUAUCAGUAACCAGCCGUUAGCCACUUAACCCUUUGGCUGUCGGAAACUGCCAAGCAGACCGGCUCUAGAAGAAGGGAAAGAUCCUUGUGGGUGUGUCCGGUCUCCCUGUCCUGGCUGGGGAUUGAGGGGAGGAGGAAUGGAUGAGAGGAAGUAAUAGCCAGUUUAGGAGUGGGCGUGGAGGUGGGCGGGGAAGAUGAAGGUAGAAGCAGGGGUGGGGUCGAGAUGGGGAGAGAAUAGACCUGGAGGGAGGGGCGGGGUUUAGGGAGAGCUAGGCGGGGUGACUCUUAGCGUCCAGAGAACCCCUCCCUCACCCUCCUCCAGUGGCCUAGAGCAAAUAUGUCCUUGUCACUGGCUCAGUUUCCCCAAUCGGUGAAAAGAGGGAGUUAAUGACUUCAUGGUCAUUAAGGCCUCCAUUUUGGGAGAAUCGCUCUUUCGGGUGCAUGGAAGAGGAGAGAGCUAGGGGAAGGAGCGGGUGCCCCUCCGCUGCCCAGGAUUCCGGCCACGACUCCCUACCUGGGCUCCCCAGCUCUGGACUCUCCACCAUAAUGGUGUCCCUACUGCUCCUGCUGCUCCUGCCGCUGCCGGCGCAGCCACAGCUGGAGGACCUCUGCCAAUGGCGAGUGGUGCUCAACAAGUACGAGGCCUUGGGAGAGGGCAGCGAAAGGUUUUUCGACCAAGAACCAGUUUCCGCUAUAGACGCAUUCUUCAACAAACUGGAGGAUUCACCGAUCGACCAAAAAGAGACAUACUGGGGCUUCCCUUACUUCCUGAAGAUUAACUUCACCUGCCCUGGAGAGAAUUCAGAAGCCUUUGUCCGUGGAGGCCACCUUAAGGGCCUCAUCCCCAUCGUGCUGGUCAAAUUCCAAAACCGUGUGAAUUUCCGGGAGGGGAGGUCAGAAAGGCUGGAAAUCCAGAUGUCAGGAGCACCAUUCCAAACCCACACAGAGAGUUGUGGUAAAGAGGACAUAUGUAUCCCGAGUUGGUACACUCCGAUGCCCAUGAAAAAUGGCAGUGUAGUGAUGGAAGUUGAAAUCUCCAGCAACAACCAUGGAGAGCUCAUUGGUGAUGCCAGGUACAUGAUAAAUAUCAAUGGGUUUCUGAAAAAAGACAAGGACAAACUGAUCUUUACCCUGGGAAGUGAGGUUAUGGCCAUGACCCACAGGCACUUCAUCAAUGCACCAUCUAGGCCUGUCUGGGCUACAGUGGACCAGGCUCCUGUGCUCAUCCUUGGGGGUAUUCCAGAGGAGAAGAUGAUUCUCAUCUCUGACUCCAGCUUCAGGGAAAUCUCCCUGGUGGAGCUGAACAUCGAUAGCUGCUGGCUGGGCUCUCUUCAAUGCCCUCAGGAGCACUUCACGGCCUCCAUCUUUGACACCAUCUCCACUGAAAGUGUCCUCUUCAUCCGACAGAACCAACUUGUCUACUAUUUCACUGGCAACUACUCCCACUUUCCUCAAAAAGCAACCAGAAAUUGGAUCCAAGUCUUGCAUAAACGGUGUAUCAAGAAACUUUGUCCUGUGGAACUACACGGCAAUGGCUCUGAACACAUCUUGGCCUUGGCUGGGGGCAAUGAGGAGGGCUUCUUCUACCUUGGGACCAUCAAAGAUGCCACAGUGACUUUUAAGCAGUUGCCUCUCUCGAGCUCCAUAUGUGCUACUUUCCAAGACCCAAAGUGCAGUCUUCACUGGGUGAUAUACGACGUACACGAGGACAUUUUCCUGCUUCUCAUGGAGCUGGGCAAAGAGGGCCACACAACAUUCAGUAUUGUGCAGUAUGUACUGGUUUCUAAUGACUACCACCAUGACUCAGUCCAGUUGCUCUAUAAAAUUCCUCGUUUCAUCCCCGAGGGGAAGAAGGCAAGUUUUGUGAUGCUUCUGGGCAUGGAGGAGUACACAGAUUCCCUGCUGGUCCCCAAGGGUCUCCACUACAACCCUUUCUCCAACCUGCUAUACAUUUGGGGCAAUGCUAUUCUGCAGAGCUAUGACAAUAAGAAUUACAUUUACCUGGAUGAUUUCCCCAAGGAGUCCUCAGUAAAGUACAUGGCCAGCUCCUACAAAGGCGAAGUGAUCUGCGUCACUGAGAAUGAGGAGAUCUGGUUCAUUGUUGAAGGCAGCUUCAAGGUGCAUCGUCUGUACCCAUCAGAUGGCUGGCAGAUGCUUUUCACCCUUUCCCAGAUGCAGGCCUCAAGCCUAUAUUCAACCAACGAGACCUCAGUCAGUAUCUUCUAUGACAACAUGGGUCCACAGCAGCUAGUCUACCUGAUUAAUAAGAAAGGGGAAGGGAAGCUGGUGACAAGGCCGCUGCCAGUGAGUCAAAUCUUGGUGUAUCAGCUGCUGAGUCUCACAACCUAUAAGAUCAGUACUGAACUACCUCUAGAGACCCUCUCCUACAAUAACCCCUGCCCUUUUGAGGUGUUGCAGCUGAGGGACCUGCCGAACCCACAAAGAUACACACGAGUGGAGCGCUAUCGUGCACUGCCACCUUUUGUGAGCUCUGACGCUGGCUUCCACACCAAAGUCUCUUUGGCCAUUUACCAGGGCCUUGUCUACCACCUGCUCUGGCUGCACUCCAAGUAUAAUAAGGCCUAUGCUGAUCCUGUCCAUGACCCCACCUGGCGUUGGUGGAAGGACAAGAAGAAACAUAAGGAUUUCUUUUUCUAUAAAGCCAGUAACUUUGAGAGUAUGUAUGGCGUGCACAUUGAAAUGGAUGGCUAUGAAAAGCUUUAUAAAUUGAAUGCUCAGAAUCGCCUGCCUGAAUACAUCUACCUGGACAAGGGGGCCACCUACAGCUUCUCCAUUUACCUUGUCUCUCCGAAAAUUUCCUACACCAUUGGGAAACAAAAGAGGCAUUUGCGUCUGGCUGUGAUAAUGGCUGAUCCUAUGUGUGUGUCAGCAACAGUGAAGGAGCAGGCUUUAGUGAACCGAAAUGCCAUGCUCUUCCAGGUGUCUGUCAAGGACAAAAGCCAAUGCUUCAAACAAAGUAUCAGUGGACAUAACCUGAGGAAAACAGCCUUACACAUCAAGGUGGUUGGCUCAGUUGGGAAGUGCUUUGUUAGAACCCGGUAUGGACAUCUGAUGCAGGGUACUCACAUGAUUCGAAUUUACAUUGGCUGUCCCCCUCGCAAGCGGUUGGCUUUUGACUUCACCAUGACUGUUGAGCAGAACAGGAGGAUCAAUAAAAGAUACUUUGACUGUGUGCACAAAGAGGAUGAAAUGCCUUGCUUCUUAUUCAGUGAUUCUUUCUUUCCCUUCUUCCUGAUCCAAGACAUGGUGACUGGUGAGUCAGGAAGCUUCAAUGGCAGCUAUGUCCUGAAGGUGAUUGGAGGAGGCACUUCCAAGCACAAUAUUGUGGAUUACUCAGAGGCUGACAUCUACCGCUACAACAGUCCUAAAGACAAUACUGACAGCCUCAUCUGGACUGUCAGGGACAACUGGAUGGAUCACCAUUCCUUUAGCAUCCUGCAGCAUAACAAGACUGGCAUUGAGUGGCUGUGCCUGAAGAACUCUCCUUGCCAUGAUGUCGUGCCCCACUCUUUCUAUUCUCCUGAAUUCUUUUUCAAAAUCAUGGUGAGCAACAGGGAUGUGGACACGAGCUCCUACUGCGAUUAUCAGCUCACCUUCCUCCUCCAUGUCCAUGGCCUCCCACUCAGCCCUCAAAGGGCCCUCUUCUUCCUGUGGGUAACCCUGUUUGCUGCCUUGAGCUUUGUCUUUUUCUACCUCUUCUCCUGCUUCCUCUGGCCACGCUUAAAGAGCUGCUGGAUAUUCAUCAAGAUGAAGUUCACUGAUCUCAUCACUGAAGAAUCUUUCUAUACAUACACAACAUCUGCUACUUCUGUCCCCUCAAUGGUCAGCUCCAGGUUGAGUGCAGGAGAGAGGACUUCUGUUCGGUCAAGAUCUAAGAAAAAAAUUUGAGGCUAUGAUAGCCUCCACCUAUCCCUUCCAGCUUGUCCUUCUCUUUCUUGGCCUCUCCCCUUCCAUCCCUACGUCUUCCAUCCCUUUCCAUCCCUUCUGGCCUAUCAGCCUCCCUUCCAGUCUCCUGUCAGUCCUCCAUAGAUGCCCCAUUCCUCUCUAACCCAGCAUCUCCUGAGACCAUCUAGCCUCUCCCUUUCCCUCCCAAGUUCCCCUGUCAUUUUCCAUCCCUUUUGGCAUCCUCUUUCCCUUCCAGCCUCUCUCAUCCUCUGGAUCAGUCAAUAAAAAGCCAUGUCU
Molecule: messenger RNA, 4239 nt
Organism: Phascolarctos cinereus (koala)
Lineage: Eukaryota; Metazoa; Chordata; Mammalia; Diprotodontia; Phascolarctidae
Source: RefSeq, a predicted model, not a curated record